AUGGAUUCUUUCUGCCUCAAUGACACUGGCUCCACCAUAGAGAACAAGGCUAUGGAGGGAAUCAUCUCACCAAUGACCACUCAACUUUGCCACCUGCUCAUCUCAAUGGAGAGGAAAGUUAUACACAAUGAUGUAUUUGCCUCUUUGGAGAUGAUGGCAGCUGAACUGACAAAUGCUAGUGAAGAGUUUGUGCAAGUUGCCCACAGGCUGGCAGGAGACUCUGACCAGUGGCUCAGAGAGGAAAUGAAGCCAGUGGCUGAAUCUCUGAUCCUGUCUGGGAGGAACAUCACACUGGUGGCUCAGAGGCUCCAUCUGCAACCAGAAAGUCAGUGCCAUCGGGAAGAGCUAGUGGCCACAGCCCAGCAAAUUCUAGUGGGCACCACCAAGAUCCUGCUCCUGGAAAACGCGGCGAUGGCCAGGAAAACUGUGCGAGCGGCGGGUUGGUGCCUGGCCUGCCUGGACGCGCUGGAGGCGGCUGAGGACGCCAGCUCUCUGCGCAGCUCCCUCACCGACCUGGCCGAGGCCCUGCAGCGCCUGGGCCGCCUGAGUGCGCGCGGGCGCGGGCGGGAGGAGCAGCUGGGCCGCGCCGGGCGCCGGCUCCGGGGCUGCGUCCCGGCCCUGCUCGCGGCCGCCCGGGGCCACGUGCGGCACCCGCGCGACCCGCAGCUGGCGGAGUCCCGGCGCCACGUCUUCGCUCAGGCCAGGAAAAUCCUCGCCGACCUCCUGGAGGGACUGGAGCCCGGCACGGAGACCCGAGAGUUCCGCACUCAGGACCGGGCGUUCAGCCGGCGCCUGGGGCAGCUGCGGGAGCUGCUGGCGGUGUCCGCGCCGGAGCGCCUGCGCGGGGGCCUCCUGGACGCGCUGCCGGCCGGGGUGCCGGGACAUGGCUUGCGACUGGCUGCCUGCUCCGCGCUGCCGGAGAGGCUGAGCCUGGUGGCCCGCUGCAGCCAGCCGCUGGAGCUGGGGAGCGCCAGCGACCGGCGCCUGGCUCCGGGGGAGGAAGGCGCGGCGCUGCAGGCUGCCACGGAGGCCCUGUCCCGGGGAGUCCGCGCCGGGCUCCUGCGCCAGAUCCUGGACACGUUCACAGACACCCACAGUCCUCUCGAAAGGCUGCUCCAGGCUGCCUUGGCCACUUCCACACCCAGUUCCCCUGGGGACGGCCAGGCCUGGUCACAGAGCCUCCAGGUUUUCCUCGAUGCUUUCCAGGACCAGGCCAACCAGAUGCUCCAAGUAGCUCGCUUGGUCUUGGCUUGCUGCCACACACCACAGACUGGCAGAGACCUGGAGGUGGCCGUAGCAGGGAUUUGGGGGCUCGUGGGCAGAGUGCAGCAGCUUUUCUCACAAAGUCCCCAAGGGUCUAGACUCGACUGCAGCCCUGCCAUUCUGCAAGAUCUGCUUCAGGCCUGGGCCUGGGCAUCCGAACGACUGCUGGCAUGUUUUGAUGAUGUUCUGAAUAUUCCCGAAUUCCUGAACGUGUCUAUUCAGGAAAUGAUCAGGCACUUGAAUCUAUUUAUGUGGGCUCCUAGGGGUGAACAUUCCAGAGAGUUCUCCGGAUUUGUGGCAUAUUUACAAAGUCGAGCCGCACACAUAGUGCAGGUAAUGAAUAGAUAUGUGGACCAAGAUCGCGACCCCAUUUUCCGCAAUGGUCUUCGAGUCUUGAUCCAGCAGUUGGAGCAAUCUUCGCUGGUCCUGGGUUCAGUGUCUGGACACAAAUCAGGCUACAGCCCUCAGGAUAAACUCACAGUUUUAACCAUGGCCAAACAUCUUAUUUAUUCAGCUCAGCAAAUUCGAGAAGGGCUGGAUGGGACAAACCACCCAGAUAUCCUCAGUCCCCUUCGAAGUCAAGUUCAAAGGUCUACUGUUGCUAAGAAACAGUGUUAUUUUAUUUUCCCUAGACUCCAGGUCUCCACAGCUACUGAAAGGAAAUACCAGAGGUUGCCUGGCUCAGAGGAAACAGAUCUGUGUACCUCUUUCCUACCAAAGGAACCAUCUUCCUGCUGCUCAGUUCCUGAUAGCCCACAGAAGAUGAGUACUUCUCUCCCUAUCACCAGCAAACUCCCUCUUGCUGUAGACAGCCAGCACCACCAGGUGGUGGCCUCAGUUUGCAACGGUUUGCCAGAGAAGGAUGCAGCUGGGGAAGGACCACCCACAACAAUGAGAAUGAUAGGACCCCAAGAAAUCCCCUCACAGACACCUUCCAUUACUGACCCAGCAGUGGAGAAAGCCCAUAGUAGAACUUCUGGAAAUAAUCGUCUCUUAGAAGUGGCUUUCCAGCUGUCUGAGAGGACCAGGGAAAGCAAACAGGGUUUGGUCACUAUAGCUGGUGACUGGUACCCUCUGUGCCAACAACUCUUUUGUUCUAACCCAACAGCUGACUUAUCAGAGAACAUGGCAGUGUUCAUAGAGCUCCAGCAGAAGUUAGCCUCAGUGGUCCAGCUAACAGCUAAAAGUGGGCCCACGGAUUUUGACAAAAAGGACCUUGACUCAUUGGGACAUCCAGAAACACUCACACGAAUGCAAGGCAGAUUGGAAGAGGCAGAGAUCCAUGCUAAACAACUGUUGGACAAAAUUCUGGCCUCUGAUGGUCUCCAUGCCCCCAAAUUGUGGGAAGAGAGCAUUGAGAAUGGGUGUCUUCUGUGGUCAGUGGCUGUCCAAGACUUGAUCCAGUACAUGAAGAGGCUCAGUAGAAGACGAGGCCUCUUCCUACUGCCCCUGCGACAGGCAGUGAAGGAACAGCAAGGGUUGCAGGAAGGGUUGGACCAGGCAGUGGAUGUGAUUCAAAGGCUACAAGGGGCUGCCAGGCUGUCUAGCCUUCUAUGUGGGGAUGAACAUGUAAAGGGUGAGGUCUGCCUUCUGAGCAGGGAAGUGCAUGUACUCACAGAUGCUCUGGCAGAUGUAGCACACAUCCUGAUCUCCUCCCCUAAACCGUCUCCAAGCCUGUCCACGCGUUUUGAACUUCUCUGCUUGGAGCUCACCCUUCAAGCCAUGGUCCUGACCAGCCACCUCAGCAGCAUUAAUGCCGACUAUGAGUCUGCCUUCCAAGAUGCUGUCUGUCCAAUGCUGCCUGUCUGUAAGAACCCCCAGUCCAGGACAAACAGCUUCCUGGAGAGCAUGGUGUCUGGUAUCCAGGAUGUACAGGAGAUCAUAGCCAAAGGCCAAGAGCCAGGGUACUGCCAGGAAGAUCUGACUAUGGCUCUGGAAAACCUUCUCAUCACCACCAAUGAGGUAGCCCUCAAGCUCCCCGGGCUCCAAGGACACCCAGAGGAAUGGGGACUGCACGUGCUGGACUGGCUUAGGUUGGAAUGGGCAGCCAAAGCCCACCAUGCAGUGUCUCAGCUCCAGGCCUGGCAGGGUGGUCACACCCAAGCCUGGAGACUCCUGGUCCAGUGCUUGAAACCCAGGAAGGAACCAGCGAGGGCCUCAAAACAGGACCUUGUCCAGGCCCAGCCCCACCAUAAGGAGAGUUCAGCAGGAGCUACUGCAGGGUGCAUUGUGGGUUCUCCAGGUUGUGUCCCCAGAGGGACUCCAGGGAGCUCAACAGGGACCUGCACUGCUGAGCCAGGCAUCACUAGGACUACCACAGGAGACAUGGGCAUGAAUGACAUCACUUGGCCCUCCCCUGGCUGUCCAGACAGACCCCGUGCUGAGAUGGACCAGCCUCUCCAGGAGGAUGGCAGCACCGACAGUGAGGACAAAAUUACUCAGCUUACUCAAGAGAUGGCCAACGAGGUGCUCCUGAUGGCAAAGAGUUUGAAGAAAAGAGGGCAAAUCCUGACCAAAGACCAGCUUAUUACUUCUGCUAGGAAAACUGCAACUUCUGGGUACAACUUCAGCAGACUUAUCUGCAUCAUUGCUAAGAACUGCAUAGAUCAAAGAUGUUCCCAGGAGCUUUUGUGCAUGGUGGAACAGAUCCAAACAAUGAGCAACCAGCUCCGCAUCAUCUCCAGUGUAAAGGCCUCCCUAAAGAGAAGCAAGUCCUCUGAAGAGCUCCUGGUGGAAAAUGCACAGCAGCUUCUCCAGGCUGUUUCCAAGACUGUGAGAGCUGCAGAGGCUGCAAGUCUACAGGGUUUGAGAACACCUUCUCUGGAUCCAGAAGAGUUGGAGGUUACUGCCUUCUGCACACAGUGGAGAAGGAAACUAGAAAGACACAGACGUCAAAAAAUCUCAAAUGUAGAUUGUGAUGAGCUGGGCCUGCGAAAAACAAGCACCAAAAUGCCACCCGCACUUGGGGCCUUGGUUCAGAGAGCUUUAUAA
This is a messenger RNA of Dipodomys spectabilis (banner-tailed kangaroo rat), 4254 nucleotides long. RefSeq lists its product as uncharacterized. The record is from RefSeq and is a predicted model, not a curated record. Lineage: Eukaryota; Metazoa; Chordata; Mammalia; Rodentia; Heteromyidae. Gene Ontology annotation, molecular function: beta-catenin binding; actin filament binding. Gene Ontology annotation, cellular component: adherens junction; catenin complex. The transcript has 8 exons. Gene Ontology annotation, biological process: cell migration; cell-cell adhesion. Bases 1 to 4254 code for a protein of 1417 amino acids.